Messenger RNA from Chenopodium quinoa (quinoa), 2504 nucleotides. RefSeq names its product sulfate transporter 1.2-like. The coding region runs from base 97 to 2058 and encodes 653 amino acids. Gene Ontology annotation, cellular component: membrane. NCBI's taxonomy places the organism in Eukaryota, Viridiplantae, Streptophyta, Magnoliopsida, Caryophyllales, Amaranthaceae. Gene Ontology annotation, molecular function: secondary active sulfate transmembrane transporter activity. The transcript is spliced from 13 exons. Gene Ontology annotation, biological process: transmembrane transport. The record is from RefSeq and is a predicted model, not a curated record.
CAAUCUAAUUAAUUUCAUCUCUUUUUUUCUCAUACCCUUUUUAGCUAAGCUAAUAAUUUGAGGGACGACUAAAAGAGAGGGUUCCAAUCACCAACUAUGAGUCGCAUUGGUGACGAAAACAUUGUUACUAGUGCAGCUUCAUCUCGCCGUCGACCCGAGUCGUUGCCACAACUCCAUAGCGUUGGAAGGCCUGUAAAACAGACUAUAUGGCAAGAACUUGGUCAUACCUUCAAGGAGACUUUUUUUCCUGAUGAUCCUUUGAAGAGUUUUAAGGAUCAACCGCCUUCGAAAAAAUUCGUCCUUGGUUUACGCGCUGUUUUCCCCAUUUUCGACUGGGGAAGACAGUAUACCCUUGGCAAAUUUAAAAGUGACGUUAUUGCUGGAAUUACCAUCGCAAGUCUUUGCAUACCACAGGACAUUGCCUAUGCAAAGCUUGCUUAUCUCAAACCCGAAUAUGGAUUAUAUAGUAGCUUUGUACCACCUCUUAUAUAUGCUUUCAUGGGAAGCUCAAGAGAUAUAGCUAUCGGUCCAGUGGCGGUCGUCUCGCUCCUACUCGGAACUCUACUUAGUCCUGUGAUUGAUCCUGAAACUAAUCCAGUUGAAUAUACUCGACUUGCAUUAACAGCUACGUUUUUUGCUGGUGUCACUCAAGCCGCACUUGGUUUCUUCAGGUUGGGCUUCUUAGUUGACUUCCUCUCCCAUGCCGCGACUGUUGGAUUUAUGGCUGGUGCAGCCAUUACUAUUGGUCUUCAGCAGCUCAAAGGCUUGCUUGGCAUAAAGAAGUUUACAAAGGAGACUGAUAUAAUCUCAGUUUUGGAAUCGGUUUUCAGCCAAGCGCAGCAUGGAUGGAAUUGGCAGACAAUAGCUAUAGGUGUAUCAUUCUUGAUUUUCCUCUUGGUCGCCAAGUAUAUUGGAAAGAAAAACAAGAAACUGUUUUGGGUUCCUGCAAUGGCUCCCCUCACCUGUGUUAUCCUGUCGACUCUGAUCGUGUUUGUUACUCGUGCUGAUAAGCAUGGUGUUCAAAUUGUGAAACACAUAAAGAAGGGAAUCAACCCGCCUUCUGCGGACCAAAUCUUUUUCACUGGACCUUACCUAUUGAAAGGAAUCAAAAUUGGUGCCAUUGCUGGUAUAAUUGCACUUACGGAAGCAGUAGCAAUUGGCAGAACAUUUGCAGCUAUCAAAGAUUACUCUAUUGAUGGAAACAAAGAAAUGCUUGCCUUAGGAAGCAUGAACAUUGUUGGCUCAAUGACAUCUUGUUAUGUAGCUACUGGUUCAUUCUCUCGCUCUGCAGUGAACUUCAUGGCUGGUUGCCAAACAGCAGUCUCCAAUAUAGUCAUGUCAAUGAUUGUAUUCUUGACUUUGAUGGUCAUCACACCUCUGUUUAAGUUCAUUCCAAAUGCAAUUCUCGCUGCCAUUAUUAUAUCCGCAGUGAUUAACCUUGUUGAUAUUGGAGCUGUAAUUCUCUUAUGGAAGAUUGAUAAGUUCGACUUCAUUGCUUGUAUGGGAGCAUUCUUCGGAGUCAUCUUUAUAUCUGUUGAGAUUGGCAUCUUGAUCGCGGUUUGCAUUUCCUUUGCCAAGAUUCUGUUGCAAGUAACAAGGCCAAGGGUAGCAUUACUUGGAAAUCUUCCUGGAACUACACUUUACAGGAAUAUUCAGCAGUACCCAGCUGCUUCAACCAUCCCCGGUGCUCUGAUUGUGAGAGUCGACUCUUCAAUCUAUUUUUCAAACUCAAAUUACGUCAAGGACAGGACUCUGAGAUGGCUAGCUGAUGAAGAAGAGCUGAACAGAGAAAGUAACCUUCCCAAAAUUCAACAUCUGAUUAUUGACAUGUCUCCUGUGAUCGAUAUUGACACCAGCGGCAUCCAUGCUCUAGAAGACUUGAACAAGAGUAUUCAAAAGAGAGAAAUACAGCUUCAUUUAGCAAAUCCAGGGUGUGUUGUUAUGACAAAACUCUAUGAUUCCGGAUUUGUAGAUGUUGUUGGACAAGACAAUAUUCAUCUGACAGUUGGAGAUGCUGUUCGAGCAUGCAAUCGAAAGAUACAAGAAGAAACAGCUUGACUUUACUCAUCAAUCUCGCGAGUGUACUUUGAGCUUUAACCAUGAUUCCCCUGGAAAAUUAGUGCGGUUUCUUGUGCUAAAGCUUGAUGUUUUUGUUAUACAAUAUAUUAACUUCAAACUAUCCAUGUAUAAAUGUACUCUUCUCUUGGUAAGAUAACAUUAGGUGCAAGCUGACGCCGGUUGUCUUCUGAUAUGUGAUUAUCUUCUAUACAUUUUUUAAUGGAGCUUCGUUUUUUGAUGUUCGGCUUUAGAUCCUCCCAUUCUACUGAAUCGUUCGAGAUUGAGAGUCAUUGAGAGGUUUCUUCUAAUACAGAUCUAUACAAUGUACAAUUUGAAGUGUUACAAAGAAUUGAUCAGCGUGAUCACUGUAAGAAUUUAUCAUUGAAGUGUGUGUUUGUGAAUCAACCUUUAAUAUUUUAUGAAGAAUGAAAUUUCUAAUCAUUGAA